AUGAAGACCUCAGCAAUUCUUUCGGCAGCUGCGACUUUUAGCAUCGCGUACAGUACAGGUUCGAUCGAGGAAUGGGCACCAGGAGGACCAGAUGAUUUUCGCGGCCCUUGCCCGAUGAUGAAUACCCUAGCGAACCAUGGCUAUCUCCCUCAUGACGGCAAGAACUUGACCAAAGAAACCGUCGUCGCUGGUCUGGGCAAUGGUCUCAACUUCGACCCCGUACUGGCAGGUAUCAUGUGGGAACAAGCCAUCUUCGUCGCAGGCCCAAAUGCCACAGCUUUUACACUCAACGACCUCAAUCCCCACGGCGUUCUCGAACACGACGCCAGUCUAAGUCGCUCAGACGCCCACUUCGGAAGCAACCACGUCUUCAACCAGACCGUCUUUGACACCUCCAAAGCCUUCUUCACAGACGAAACAAUCACCAUCCGAAUGAUCGCUGAUGCAAAAGUAUUCCGUCAAGUGAUCUCGCGAUCUACAAACCCAGAUUACUCAUUCAGUGCAUCGGUUGAAAAUUUCUCUCUUGGAGAGAUGGCUGCUCCUUUCUUGGCUCUAGGAGAUAAAACCAAUGGACUGGUGAACAGAACGCUUGUGGAGUUUUGGAUUGAAAAUGAGAAAUUGCCAGCGGAAUUGGGAUGGAAGAGGGUGGAGGAGCCUGUUGUGCUUGAAAAUGUUAUGUUUUUGGUCGAGAGUAUUGGAAAUGCGACGUCUUUGAUUACGGCGUCUGGGAAUAGCACGGCACCGCAUAAGAAGCGAUCAGCUCUCAGCGAUGGACAGGAGUCAGCUGGCGACGUAUCUGAGUACGGUGUAUCUCAUGGGUCAACUACUUCUCAGAAGCCACAGAGACUCUUGCAGUGUUAUGGUGACUUUUUUCCGAGUUCGCCAAGCGACACAUAUGCUAUGUCGAGCAUGCGGAUCAAAACUUCGAUUUUGUGCUCAAAAUGCCAACGAAUCCGCGGAAAGCUGGCGAAAUAUUUGGAUGAUAUGAACUGUCUAGAUUCAGUAUAUUCUUCUACUUUGGAACAUUAUUCUACCUUAGAACAUUCUCCUACUUUAGAUCACUACCAGGAUAGUCGAGAUUUGAAACAGUCUGCCCUCUAUGGAUGCCAUCUGUGCAAUUUAAUUCUGGAUAGUUUUAACCCUGAAGGGAUUGACAACUUCGACAGAAUGUGGACACGGAAGGUAGCCAUGAAUGAUAUAUCAAACGGAACACCAGUGCAGUUGAAGGUUUCCAGAUCUAUAUAUGUACAGAACCAACCAGAGCAAGCUCAUCUAAGACUGAGGACGAUGCCCGGACAAGUUGACUCAUUUGCUAUCACGGGUAGAAGAAUACUCCUUACAUCCUCACCAUCUUGCCCACCUACACAUCUGAGCGAGUCGCCCAUAACCCUAUCCUCAAUACAUGUUUCGACUGCAACUGUUGCUACUGCUAACCUAGCCAUUGAAUGGAUAGCUAGAUGCACUAAAUUCCAUUCAAAAUGUGGCAAACCGAAAGGAUCUUUUUUGCCAACACGACUUAUUGAUGUCCAAACCUUGCGUCAAACGGGUAAAAUAAGGGUAACAGAAACUCGGAGUCUUCCAUGUCCGGAUGACAUUCGGUAUCUUGUACUGAGCUACUGCUGGGGUUCGACACCAACUUUCAAACUGGAAAAGUCAACUGGGCAAGCUUUAUCAUCUGGAGUGGGCGUUCAAAUCCUCCCGAAAACCAUUCAAGACGCCAUAUACUUUACACAGAGUAUUAACAUGCGAUGGCUUUGGGUCGACUCUUUAUGCAUAAUUCAAGAUUCGCAAGAAGACUGGAAUGACGAGGCUUUAACAAUGUGUCAAGUGUACCAGAACUCCUUCCUCUCGUUAGCCGCGCUGGCGGCAGCACAUAGUGACGAAGGGUUGUUUGCAAUCCGUGACCCGUUGCUAUAUUCUGCAUGCAGUUUGUUCUCUACAAAGGAAGGGAAACAUGUAUUUGCCGAGCCAUCAUCGCACAGUGAUCCUCACAUGGCAUGGCCACUUCACCAACGCGGCUGGGUAAUGCAGGAGAGGAUUUUACCGUCCAGAACUCUCAACUUUGGGCCAUAUCUGAUCUGGCAAUGCCAGGAAAAUAUCGAUGAGGAAUAUAACAUCAUUAGCCAAAAGGACUAUCGAGAGGAAUUUGCACUAAGCAAGCGCUUCGCCGAAAUCGUCCUGAGUGAUAGCGUAUCCGAAAAAUAUUCGAAAGAGCGGAAUAAAGAAAUUCUUGGACUCUGGAGAAGGCUCGCUGCAGAGUACACUGAUGGAGUCUUAUCGGUACCCACAGACCGGCUAAUAGCUAUUUCUGGAAUUAUUGCUGUCAUUCACAGUUGUACAGGAUGGACGAAUCAGGCGGGUCUGUGGGAACCAUUCUUAUGGAAAGAGCUCCUGUGGAAGAAGGUACUCCGCAAGUCAAUAGAGUCACGCAAAUUUACAGGCCUCCAGCCAAGUUGGUCUUGGAUCGCCAUAACGGGUGCCGUUGGCUGGGCGGACUUUGAUGCAAAAUUAGGAGUCUCUUGCAGUAGCGUUGCGCAUGUACAACGAAUUACUGAGCUACUUCCUUCUCAAGCAGAUACAGACUCUUCCAGCGACCAUCCCCUGGCCAUUCUAGUCUCUUGCAUAGCAGGAAAGCUUCGCUAUUUAUCUCCCAUAGGAGUGAAUAUAGGACGUCAUGAAUGUGACGUGGACGAGUUUCCUCUAUCCGGGCGUGGGGCCUUUAUAUUUGACAUAUGUACGGACACAAGGCAGCCCGAACUAUUUCUUCCUACUGGGAUAGAGAUUUGGCCCGAGGGGAGUCUCUUUGUAUUGGGCUUGGCCGUUUGUCCAAGCAUGAACUGUGAGGGAGCUUUCGAGCGCGUGGGUCUUUGUACUUUCCAAGUUGAUCGGGAGAAGAAAAGCGGAGACAGCAUGGAUCACAAUCUAGCUAUUCUCCACGACGUGAGUAGGAGGAAAGACUAUAUACUAGUGUAG
Glarea lozoyensis ATCC 20868 is the source of this 2973-nucleotide messenger RNA. Its product is annotated as Cloroperoxidase. Bases 1 to 2973 code for a protein of 990 amino acids. NCBI's taxonomy places the organism in Eukaryota, Fungi, Ascomycota, Leotiomycetes, Helotiales, Helotiaceae. The transcript has 5 exons. Gene Ontology annotation, molecular function: peroxidase activity. The record is from RefSeq and is a predicted model, not a curated record.